AUGUGGAGAAGUCAUUUGGGAAGAAAAGAGGAAAGUUUGGUGGCGUGGAUGGAGUUGAAGAGAACUCAGCUCUACACUGCGUUGGCUGGCACUGGGCACCACGGACUUCAUGGCCCAAUGGAUAAGGCGCUGGUCUACGGAACCAGAGAUUCUGGGUUCGAUCCCCAAAAAAACACUGGUGGAAAUUCGUAA
Sphenostylis stenocarpa is the source of this 192-nucleotide messenger RNA. NCBI's taxonomy places the organism in Eukaryota, Viridiplantae, Streptophyta, Magnoliopsida, Fabales, Fabaceae. The record is from the annotation of a GenBank genome assembly.